AGAAAGAUGGCCACAGCUAACGUUAGCUAGCAGCAGCGGCUCGAAAAAUGCUGCGCUCUUCGUCUUUUCCGCUUUAUUUCCUCUUCACACGAGGCACAGCCGCCACUAAAAAUCACUUUACAGGUUGUGUAAGAAUAUAAUCCCCACUGUGUGUUGCCGGAGUGGUUUAUUGAGUAGUUUUUCGGGGGGCUGUGUGUGUUUGUGCAGGGGGAGGGGGGCUCCUCAGGUCAGCUGUCCGUCAGUUAAACGUCAGUAAGAACUGUGGGAACCAGUCUUCAUGGCGGCGCCGGUAAACAUCCAGGCUCCCAGUAAGACCUGGGAGCUGAGUCUGUAUGAGCUUCACAGGAGCCCUCAGGAGGCGAUCAUGGAUGGGACGGAGGUGGCGGUGUCUCCUCGCGCUCUGCACAGCGAGCUGAUGUGUCCCAUCUGUCUGGACAUGCUGAAGAACACCAUGACAACCAAAGAGUGUCUGCACCGCUUCUGCUCCGACUGCAUCGUCACGGCGCUGCGAUCAGGGAACAAAGAGUGUCCGACUUGUAGGAAGAAGCUGGUCUCCAGGCGUUCGCUGCGCCGAGACUCAAACUUCGACGCCCUGAUCUCGAAGAUCUACCCGAGUCGGGACGAGUACGAGGCUCAUCAGCGCCGCGUCCUGGAGCGACUCAACAGGCUGCACAACAAGGAGGCCUUGAGCUCUAGCAUCGAGGAGGGGCUCCGACAGCAGGCCCGCUACAGGUCCGAGAGGAACCACCGGGUGAAGAAGCCGACGCAGGAGAGCGACAACACCACCUUCAGCGGAGGUGAAGACAACGGCGACGCCCGCUCACACCUGUCUCAUGACUCGGCCCCCUCACACACCCCUCACCCGCCAGGUCAGACCCCCUCAGAGGCCGGGCCGAGCCGCAAGCGACCGCGAGCGUCCGAUGACGGCUCUGGGCCAGAGGCGGACAGCGGCAGCCCAACGCCUCCGCUGAGGCGCCACAAAGAGGGGCCGACCUCUGAGAUCGAGCUGGUGUUCAGACCACAUCCAGAGCUGGUCCAAGCUCAGGACUACAACCAGACCAGAUAUGUGAAGACGACAGCCAACGCCACAGUGGACCAUCUGUCUAAGUACCUUGCUCUGCGCAUCGCCCUGGAGGACAGACAGGCCAACGGAGAAACAGAGGACAAACGGAGAGAGGAGGGAGGAGGAGGAGCAGGAGGAGGAGGAGGAGAGGAAGUAGGAGCAGGAGAAGGUGGAGGAGCAGCAGGAAGUGGAGAGGGGUCGAGCCUGAGCAACAUCAGUGAGAAACAGUACACCAUCUACAUCAUGACCAGAGGAGGACAGUUCUCUACGCUGAACGGCUCUCUGACUCUGGAGUUGGUAAACGAGAAAUACUGGAAGGUGAGGAAGCCUCUGGAGCUCUACUACGCUCCCACCAAGGACCAACAACAACAACAACAACAACAACAACAACAACAGCAACAGCAACAGCAGCAACAACAACAACAACAACAACAACAACAACAACAACAGCAACAACAAGCACCUCCUCAGCCGCCACAGAAGUCUCCGGCUCCUCAGAGGGAGGGAUGAAGCAGAGCUGCUCUUCUCUUCAUCCGCACGUCUUCUUCUCCUGAAGGUGGAAGUUCACUCGCUGCAGUUUCACAGCUUCUUAUCUCCAUAUCUUUUUUUUUUUUUAUUUUUAAGUACUUGCAUUAAGAGUCUUAUUUGAUUUCAUUUGGAACGUGUGAUUUUUGAAGGAUUUAUCAAGAAGAAGAAAACAAACAAACCACUAAAUAGCAGCUGGUAAAUUUUUGCUUUGUGUGCUUUUGCGGAAACGUUUUUCGGUAAAUAACGACACGCCUUCGUUUGAAGGUAAAGAUGAGUUAUCAGGGAGAUUUGGGAUCAUAAACCCGCUGUGGCUGAUGGACCCAGAGGCGGCAAGCGGGACGUUUUUCCUUCUGCUUUCUCCUGAUAUAAAAACUUCU
Messenger RNA from Plectropomus leopardus (leopard coralgrouper), 1968 nucleotides. RefSeq names its product E3 ubiquitin-protein ligase RING2-A-like. The record is from RefSeq and is a predicted model, not a curated record. Lineage: Eukaryota; Metazoa; Chordata; Actinopteri; Perciformes; Serranidae. Gene Ontology annotation, molecular function: ubiquitin protein ligase activity; chromatin binding. Gene Ontology annotation, cellular component: PcG protein complex; ubiquitin ligase complex. Gene Ontology annotation, biological process: negative regulation of DNA-templated transcription.